ACAAACAGCUUCUUGGAAAGAGUAGACGUGGAUGGUAUCUUCUUCACAAUUCUCUUCUGCUCAAAACCAUGAAUCGACGUUUCAGAUCUGCCAUAAUCGCUCCCUUGUCUUCCACUCGUAACUGUAAUCUCAAGGGAUUCUGGAAUAGUUAUAAAUUCAUGAAACGUAAGCUACGUGAUCCGUUCAUCAGAUCGUUUUCAUCCAGUGGUCCAGACGAUGAACAUUCCACGAGGUUAGAUUCAUCUGAUUCUGCAAUUCCGGUUGUUUCAAUGUUAGAAACUUCCCAACCAAUAGAUGCAGGAUCUUCCAUACGUAAGCCAAUAAGUUUAUGGCCAGGUAUGUAUCAUUCACCUGUAACAAAUGCAUUGUGGGAAGCUAGAUCUAGCAUUUUCGAAAGAUUAACAGAUUUUCCUACUAAUGCUCCUCCACAAAGUGAAUUAAUCACCAAAUCCCCAUCCGAAAGUAGAACAACUAUACUGUAUAAAUUUUCAUCGGAUUUCAUUCUUAGAGAGCAAUAUAGAAAUCCUUGGAAUGAGAUAAGAAUGGGUAAAUUGCUGGAAGAUCUUGAUGCCCUAGCUGGAACCAUUUCUUUUAAGCAUUGCAGUGACAACGAUAGCACAACCAGGCCAUUAGUGCUAGUUACAGCUUCAGUUGAUAAAAUGGUUCUGAAGAAACCAAUUCAAAUCGACAAUGAUGUGAAAAUAGUUGGGGCAGUUACAUGGGUUGGAAGAUCUUCGCUGGAAAUCCAACUCGAAGUGACUCAAUCCUCAUCAGAUUUAGAUUCUGAUUCGAUUGCUCUAAUAGCAAACUUUACAUUUGUUGCUCGUGAUAAGAUAACUGGAAAAUCAGCUCCUGUGAAUAAGAUAUCGCCUGAGACUGAAAAUGAAAAGAGGGUUUGGGAAGAAGCUGAAGAAAGGAAUAAAAUGAGGAAACAAAAGAGAGGACUGCAAUUUCCCAUGAAGGAGAUAGAAGAGAAAGAAGCUUUGAGGCUGAAUGAAUUAUUAGCCGAAGGUCGAGUCUUUUGUGACAUGCCUGCUUUAGCAGACAGAGACAGUAUCCUCAUUAAGGAUACAUGUCUACAGAAUGCGUUCUUUUGCCAACCGCAACAAAGGAACAUACAUGGUAGGAUUUUCGGAGGUUUCUUAAUGAGAAGAGCGUUUGAAUUAGCCUAUUCAACUGCUUAUACUUUCGCUGGUAGUGAACCAUCCUUUGUUGAAGUUGAUCAUGUUGAUUUCUUGAGACCAGUGGAUGUGGGAAAUUUCCUUAGGUUGAAGUCGUGUGUUUUGUUUACAGAACUUGAGAACCCGUUGCAUCCUUUGAUUAACAUAGAAGUUGUUGCUCAUGUCUCACAGCCAGAAUUCAGGAGAAGUGAGGUAUCGAAUAAGUUCUAUUUUACGUUUAGUGUUCGUCCAGAGGCGGUGCAAAAAGGAGUGAAGAUUAGAAAUGUUGUUCCUGGUAAUGAAGAGGAAGCAAAGCGGGUAAUUGAACGUAUGGAUGCUGAGAAUCAGUAUCACAUCUCAAAAUAGUUUCGUCAAUUCGAAAACCAGCUUUCGAUUGGGCAAAGGUGACAAUUUUUGGCUUUUAGAACUUGGGUAUUUACAAUUCCUUGAGCUUAAGCUAGUAAUUGCUUUCAUGGUUUAUGCAAUUCUAAGCCUUUGGAUGAGAAGAAAAUGGAUAACUUUUAAGAAAAUGGUGAAAUUCCAUUAAUAUAUUUCUUGAUUGA
Impatiens glandulifera is the source of this 1723-nucleotide messenger RNA. RefSeq names its product acyl-coenzyme A thioesterase 2, chloroplastic-like. Lineage: Eukaryota; Viridiplantae; Streptophyta; Magnoliopsida; Ericales; Balsaminaceae. Gene Ontology annotation, biological process: acyl-CoA metabolic process. The record is from RefSeq and is a predicted model, not a curated record. Gene Ontology annotation, molecular function: fatty acyl-CoA hydrolase activity. Bases 69 to 1526 code for a protein of 485 amino acids. The transcript has 4 exons.